This is a messenger RNA of Toxotes jaculatrix (banded archerfish), 2160 nucleotides long. RefSeq names its product serine protease 23 (gene prss23). Gene Ontology annotation, biological process: proteolysis. Lineage: Eukaryota; Metazoa; Chordata; Actinopteri; Toxotidae. The transcript has 2 exons. Gene Ontology annotation, molecular function: serine-type endopeptidase activity. The record is from RefSeq and is a predicted model, not a curated record. Bases 282 to 1439 code for a protein of 385 amino acids.
UGGCUCCGCGUCUGAGCUGGGCGGGUUUCAGGGGGACGGUCCGGACAUCCAGCAUCAGGAGCUUUAUUUGUACACGCUGUAAACGAGCGAGCAAGAGUAUAACUUCUGCGGGGAAAGGAGACGGCGAGAGAGAGAGGAGGGACAAAGUACCUACCUGUCACCGGAGAUGAGGAGGAAAAACCUGGGAAGUGAUCCUCAGUGACUCGUCUGAUGGGGAGGAAAACCUGACUGGGAUGUAAACACGGGCCAUAGAUCUCUAAUCAGGAGUGUUUUCCGUCACCAUGAUGACGCCACGUGAGAGCUCCCUCCUGACUCACCUGCUCCUGCUCCUCACGCUCAUCCUCCCCCUCACCCUGUCCCUUCUGCACCCUCCUCACCCUCCACCGGUCCACGUCCCAACGCUGGUCCCCCACACACCGACGCCUCUCUCCCGCUCCCGCUUCAGUGCUCAGACUCAGCUGGACUUCACAACUCACUGCAAUUUCAGCUGCUUCCACAGAGGCGAGCAGGAUGAGCAACUGUCUGAGAAACUGGCCUUUGAGACGCUGUACGCUGACGGCUCCCGCACUCUGACUACUGUGGAUGUGGAGGGUGAGGAUGAGUUUGAGGCUGAUGCCCAUUUCUUUGCUCACCCUUCACCCAGGAGAGAACCCAGAGUGAAGCCCAGACACAAGCGCGUGAGGCGGCAGAUCUAUGGAGCAGACGGCCGUUUUAACAUUCAGGGCAAUAACUUCCUGAUGGAUUACCCCUUCUCCACAGCCGUGCGGAUCUCCACCGGCUGCACCGGCGUUCUUGUGUCUCAGCAGCAUGUUCUCACUGCUGCCCACUGCGUGCAUGAUGGGAAGGAUUAUGUGAAGGGGGCAAGGAAGCUCAGGGUGGGCUUCCUGAUCCCUCCAUCUAUCAAUGGGACAAAAGCCAGCCUCACUUCUGCCAAGAAGCCUCUGGUUCGCUGGGUGAGGGUGAAACGCACCCGUGUGCCAAAGGGCUGGAUCCAGGGCCCUCAGGAGGUCAGCAUGGACUUUGAUUACGCCCUGCUGGAGCUGCGUUGGCCUCACCGGCGUCCAUUCAUGCGCCUCUCUGUGGCUCCUUCCUCUGAUGACCUGGCAGGGAAUCGCAUCCACUUUUCUGGCUUUGACAGCGACAGACCCGGGGAGCUUGUGUACAGAUUUUGUCCUGUGGAGGAAGAGUCCAGUGACCUGAUAUACCAGCACUGUGAUGCCCGACCGGGGGCCAGCGGCUCUGGAGUGUAUGGAAGAGUCUGGGACAACAGUUUAGAGCGCUGGGAGAGGAAGGUCAUUGGUAUUUUCUCUGGACACCAGUGGCUGGAGAUAGAUGGGGAGAGCCGGGAUUACAAUGUGGCCGUGCGGAUCACUCCUCUGAAGUUUGCUCAGAUCUGUUACUGGGUUCAUGGUAACCGAAUAGACUGUGUCCAGGACUGAGAGGGACAGAAGUGGGACAGAAGGAGGUAUAGACAGAAACACAGAAAACACAAGAAAGCACAAAGUGACUGAAAAAUCACAGGGUGAAACGUCUUAUUUCACCAAAAGAAAGGAAAGUGAAACUGGAUUUAAUCCAUAUGAAAAUAUGUGCUACACCAGUAAAGCAGGUCUACUCAGUUACUUAUGGAUCUAGUUCCCCUUCAUUGGGUUGUUUCUCUCCUGUGUUUAAUUUGCUCCCCAUAAUCUCACAAAAACAAUCUGCUUGUGAGAUCAUCACCACGGCAUCUUUUAAUAUGUGUUUGCACACAGUCAGUGUUUCCACAGUAUUAACACAAACCACUUUUUACAAGAGGGGAAAAAACACCUUUCUCUGUGUGUGUGUCAGUAACAGCAGAUUAGAUUCCUACUGUGGAUGAUGGCAAUCUACUGAGGACAAUUCUUUUUCAUCUUUGCUGUACUUUUUCGGGGAAAUGGUUCGAUAUUUUGAUAGCUCUUCAAGGAUCAUUUGGCUUCAUCUGCCACGACCUGUAUUCUGAUAGAUACACAGCUAAUAGAGAACACAGAAUAAAGAACUGACAGUAGUUCAUGGAAACCACUGAUGCCUAACGUUUCAGCAAACAGUUUGCUCUUGUCAGUGUGGACAGGAGAGACAGAGUGCUAAUUUUAUUUUUAUUUUUUAAAAAAAUGCUUGAUAUAUUUUAAUAAACAGAGAUUUAUAAGU